AUGCCUCUAAGCUGUGGUGCGCGAUGCUUGAAAUUUUGUUUAUUUGUAUUUAAUCUCGUAUUUUUGUUUUGUGGCCUAAUUUGUGUUGGCAUUGGCACUUGGUUAUAUUUUGACCAAUAUGCUGUUGACAAUUUGGCUGCGGCAACAGCCAAAGUGCAAGGAAAUGUUACGGAUGAUGGUCUUAGGGAAUUGGCAUCCAAACCAACUGCCGUUCGGCAAAUCGGCAUUUUAUUAAUUGUCGGUGGGAUUAUUGUUAUCGUUGUAUCAUUUCUAGGAUGCUGUGGUGCUGCCAAAGAAUGGCGUCCAUUGCUUUGUUGCUAUGCCACCUGUUUAAUGCUUAUUUUGGCCACUCAAAUAGCAGCCGCUAUUUAUGCGGCAAUGCAUAGUCAUAUGUUUGAGAGAGAUUUUCGACAAAUCCUAAAAGCUUCACUAAAGUUAUACAAUGGAACAGAAAUUAUGAAUUCACAGAUUGAUAAUACUGUUCUGGUGAAAGCCGCAUGGGACAAAAUUAUGAUUGAGAAAUCAUGCUGUGGUGUUGAUUCAAAAAUUGGUGAUUUCAACGAGAGUGGUUGGUAUGCGCUCACCAAACAACGUCAUCAUUUUCCACCCGCUUGUUGUCCUCCAAAUAAAGAUGGAACGUUGAUGGAAUUUUGUCCAACGAUAUCUCGAUAUGGCGAUGGUUGUUAUAACAAAAUUAAGCAAUCCGUGCAAGAUUUAUCGACACAUUUCAAAAUUGUUGCAUGGACAGUUAUUAGCAUUGCACUGAUUCAGAUAUUUGGUAUUACGGUAGCAUUCUGCUUGUGUAGUGCAAUAAGCGACGAUGAAUUCGACUAA
Molecule: messenger RNA, 834 nt
Organism: Dracunculus medinensis (Guinea worm)
Lineage: Eukaryota; Metazoa; Nematoda; Chromadorea; Rhabditida; Dracunculidae
Source: the annotation of a GenBank genome assembly